AUGCUUCAGUAUCGUUUAUUUCCUCGACUGAUUUUGAGCAGGAGUUUUCGAACUUCUUCAAUUAAUCAAAAGCAACCUGCUCAUGAUCGCCAGAGGAGGCGUAGGAAAUUUAAACCUCCAUUCCACAAUAUGCCUUUUUAUGAUCAGGAUCCUUUGAAGUAUCCGACAAUGAACGGUUUGUUUCCACCUCAGAUUCCUGGAUCAUGGGGAUCAACCGAUGCUAAAACUAACGAAAAAUUUCAUAAGAUUGCUCAGCACUUGAACAAAUUUCCAACGCUUCAUGAUAAAUUCGCUGAACUCUAUUACCAUGAAGACAAUCUCUGGUAUCAUCGCCUAAAUCUUCCUCUCGACUGUACAGACACCCUUGAUUUUACCCAAUAUAUCACACGAACCAAUGUGCGUAGUUCUCUUGAACUUAAUCCCAUAUACAAUAAACAUCUAGAAGUAAAUAACAAAUUUCUUCGGUUUCGUAUUGGAGAAUACCUAAAGACGUCUCAAAUCCGUCCUGACUCAACUCCCAAGGAAAGGGAGGAGUUUCUCGGCUCUCUGAUGGAGUGUGUCUACAUCAGUUUGACGGAAUUCAAUAAGAAUAGUUAUCUUCGGAACCGACCUACCCAGUUAUCCGUCGGUGCUAAAGUGGAGACGUUUUUAAAACGCUCCGGUUUUGCAGAUCUCUAUAAUGAUGAGAAAAUAAAGGAGGAUUGUCUCUCAGAAGGAGUUUGGGAGAGAUCUGAUGAAGUUGUUUUGGAUGCAGAAAAGCUUCUCCGUUUCCGAAUUUGCGGAAGAUUAGCUUGGGCUCUUCGUUCUGAUUCUCCUUUACCUUCUUUUGUAGAUAGAUCCGACAAGGUCUGUUAUGAAGAUAAUCUUCCAAAAGAUGGUCGCCUCUACCGUCCAGAAGUGUUUGGUUUCGACCCCAUUGAUCAUUAUGAUUUCAGUUGUAUUCCAUUUGUCAAUAAUGCUCGUUCUCCUGAGUAUAUUCGCUCUGUCGCUGGAUUUUGGCCAUCGAGUCCUUUUUUGCCUCAAAAGAUGGAGGAUGAUCCCUGUCAGUUUGGUUUAGUGGGUGUUCUUGACGUGACUCCUUCAUCGGAACAACAAUGUCUCUCCUCCACAAUAUAUGAGGAAAUUUCUACGCAGUCGAUGUCUCGAGAUGCCAUUUCUAACGCGGCUCUCACUGCGUUUGCCUGGACCAGUGCUAUGGCCUACAAUGCUGGUUUUACCCUAUACAACGAACUUGAUCAUCCCUUUUCUGUGCAGUUACUUCUUUUCGAUGCUGCUUCUGUAACCUGGCAACUGGUAGCUUACCAAUUGAAUACUCUGAGCGGGCUCUGGAAAGCAGAUGAUGCUGGCGACCCCUUCAAUCUCCUCUGGCAUUCACCCCGAAUCCCCAUGUUUGACGAAGAUCAUGCUCUAAAUCCUGAGGCAUUGGAGUUGUUGUCCCUCGUGAUGCUUCAUCCCCCAAUCCCGUCAGAAUCCAGCAGCACUACAAAGAUACCAGCUCGACUCAUUUCUGAUUCUCUUGACGAGGAGACAGAACCGGUUUCCUCCGGUCUCGAAGACGGUGUCAGUGGGGGAGCGAAUCUGACGCCUGCUGAACGCGAAGCUCUUCGAAUUUCGGAAAGUGACGAGAUUGCUCGGCGCAAUCUCCCUGGUCGCGUUUUUACUCAUCCUCUGCCUCAUCCCAACGAAGUCUUCUUCCUUAAGAUGACGCAAAAGGAGGAUCUACUUGCAGAAAUGCAGGAAAAGAUGCCAGUCUUCGGGGGACCGAAGAAUCCUGAUUUCGAGGAGGGCUCUGAACUGCCAGAGAGUAGUCGGGAGGUGUUGCAUAAACGCCGAUUGUACCUUCGAGCUCGAACCCCACAGAACAAGGUUCAGAAGCGGCCACCUCGCUGGCGAUAG
This is a messenger RNA of Rodentolepis nana, 1896 nucleotides long. NCBI's taxonomy places the organism in Eukaryota, Metazoa, Platyhelminthes, Cestoda, Cyclophyllidea, Hymenolepididae. The record is from the annotation of a GenBank genome assembly.